Diorhabda carinulata is the source of this 1186-nucleotide messenger RNA. It is a transcript of the gene C15, whose product is annotated as T-cell leukemia homeobox protein 3. The transcript has 3 exons. NCBI's taxonomy places the organism in Eukaryota, Metazoa, Arthropoda, Insecta, Coleoptera, Chrysomelidae. The record is from RefSeq and is a predicted model, not a curated record. Gene Ontology annotation, molecular function: DNA-binding transcription factor activity, RNA polymerase II-specific; RNA polymerase II cis-regulatory region sequence-specific DNA binding. Gene Ontology annotation, biological process: animal organ development; regulation of transcription by RNA polymerase II. The coding region runs from base 115 to 1014 and encodes 299 amino acids. Gene Ontology annotation, cellular component: nucleus.
GGCAGAAUUGGCUUCAACUCUCUACUGACACUUCAUUUCAUUUGUUACACGUGAUUCAUUCUUUCGGGACAUGAACGUAUUGUGAGCUCGGUGAGUUUCUCUAAAGGUUUUAAAAUGUCAGAUCACGAACUUACCGAAGACGAUCACGAGAUAAAUGUUUUAGAUACCGAUUCGAGGUUAUCUCAUAGUGAUAGUGAGGCAAGGAGUUCGAGGAGCCAUUGCAGCUCUCCCGAAAAUGUCACUACUCCUCAUGGUUCCUCCAACACUCUGCCAUUCAGUAUAUCUAAUUUAUUAGGAAAAAAUUUCGGACAUAAACCGGACAAUGAAUCAGAUACCUUGUAUCAAAACCCCGCGGGUUUAUUUCAACAAAGAAGUGCGUUGGGGUUGGUUCCAUCGGGGUUUUACGGACAAGGUGUAUUAAGAGUGCCGGCACAUAGACCUUUAGGAGGUCCUUCCAGUCCACCUGGACCUAUGUUUAGUCCUUGGUCAUUGGGAUUGGAUCCGGUGUUGCAGAGAUCCGCCGCAGCUGCCGCUUUUGCGAGCCAAGUUGUUAAAGACAGACUUGCUGCGACGUUUCCUAUGACGAGGAGGAUAGGACACCCGUACCAAAACAGAACACCACCUAAAAGGAAGAAACCGCGUACAUCAUUCACAAGGUUACAAAUAGCAGAACUAGAAAAACGUUUCCACAAACAGAAAUAUUUAGCAUCAGCCGAACGAGCUGCUUUAGCGAAGACGCUGAAGAUGACCGACGCACAAGUGAAAACGUGGUUUCAAAACAGACGGACGAAAUGGCGACGGCAGACAGCAGAAGAGCGAGAAGCCGAACGACAAGCAGCGAACAGACUGAUGUUAUCCCUUCAAGCAGAAGCCCUGUCUAAAGGCUACAUCAGUGAAGGACCUCCUCCUCAACCAGGUCCUGGUGAUACGGCGCUUAGCGCAUUACAAAAUUUACAACCUUGGGCUGGACCAUACAGUGCUCCUCAACCCGCAUUGGCGGAAUCAAUGUGUUAAAGAACAACAAAGACCUGUGAGGUUUUCCUAGACUGUGCAAUAGUACGAGUUUUAGCUGUGUAUAUAUUUUUUGAAGUUUCGGACACAAUUAUUGCUAGUAAUAAAUUGUAAAUAUUCUUAAAUGCUAUAUAUUCUAUUUACUAUAAUUAAAUUCACCAAUUUGGGCUCUACA